CGACGACUGCGGCGUAUUCUACAUUUUUACUUCUACGUCGCUAUUUGACUCUUUCACAACGCUUAAUAUCAUAUUAGGUCAUUCGCCAUUUUGCCGUUUUUACUCGCGACUUCGUCGGUCGUCGAGUGACUUAGGAUGACUAGUGUAUACUAAAUGGAUUAAUUGUAAAAUACCAUUUUCCUAAACGUACUAAAAGUGAAUACGAAAAUUGAAAUUCUCGCGAACAUACGUAUACUACUGUUUAAACAAUGUUUUUACGCGUCGUACGUGACUUCUGUCGACGAACGACCACCGUUCUGGGUAGAGAAAAUGUCAAUCGUUUGAUACACGUAGCGGCGCCAUUGGAAAAGAAUAGAGACCGUCGGAGUUUCUUGGCCUCGGUUCCUCGUAAAGACGAAGGUACCGAAGGCGAGAAAUUCGUUUUCAUCGAUUCCACAAUCACCAAGAAAGAAGAUAUGUUCCCUGACAUAAAUACGCCUAAUAUGGUUUUUGGCGGAGUUAAAUUCUCAGAUGUACCUAUUUGUCACAUUAAAUCAUCUAGGAACAACACAAUACUUCAUGUCACUAAAGUUAAUGGUGAAAGGAUAAUGAUAAGGUCCUGUGGUAUGGAAGGAUUUAAAAAUACUAGAAAAGGAACUAAUAUUGCAGCUCAAGCUACAGCAAUUGGUUUAGCCACAAGAGUAUUAGAUUUUGGAAUUCAUACAGUUCGUGUAACAAUUCAAGGAUUAGGACCUGGGAGAAUGUCUUCAAUAAAAGGUUUAACUAUGGGCGGCCUCAAAAUCAUAUCUGUGACUGAUGAUACUCCAAUUUCAUGGAAUCCAUUAAGAUCAAGAAAACAAAGAAAGUUGUAAUUAUAACAUGUGCAAGUAAGUCUGAAAAUAGUUAUCUAUAUUUUGUGAUCAUAAAUAUAAUGUAAAAAAUCUAUCAACAUUAAAUAAAUGUUAUCAAUUUUUAAAAUUAUUUUA
Rhopalosiphum maidis (corn leaf aphid) is the source of this 965-nucleotide messenger RNA. It is a transcript of the gene mRpS11, whose product is annotated as 28S ribosomal protein S11, mitochondrial. The record is from RefSeq and is a predicted model, not a curated record. Gene Ontology annotation, cellular component: ribosome; mitochondrial small ribosomal subunit. Gene Ontology annotation, molecular function: mRNA 5'-UTR binding; small ribosomal subunit rRNA binding; structural constituent of ribosome. Bases 249 to 851 code for a protein of 200 amino acids. NCBI's taxonomy places the organism in Eukaryota, Metazoa, Arthropoda, Insecta, Hemiptera, Aphididae. The transcript is spliced from 5 exons. Gene Ontology annotation, biological process: ribosomal small subunit assembly; maturation of SSU-rRNA from tricistronic rRNA transcript (SSU-rRNA, 5.8S rRNA, LSU-rRNA); translation.